This is a messenger RNA of Carassius gibelio (silver crucian carp), 2444 nucleotides long. RefSeq names its product transcription factor Sox-9-like. Gene Ontology annotation, molecular function: DNA-binding transcription factor activity, RNA polymerase II-specific; RNA polymerase II cis-regulatory region sequence-specific DNA binding. Lineage: Eukaryota; Metazoa; Chordata; Actinopteri; Cypriniformes; Cyprinidae. Gene Ontology annotation, biological process: oligodendrocyte differentiation; negative regulation of transcription by RNA polymerase II; morphogenesis of an epithelium. The record is from RefSeq and is a predicted model, not a curated record. The transcript is spliced from 3 exons. Gene Ontology annotation, cellular component: nucleus. The coding region runs from base 157 to 1383 and encodes 408 amino acids.
GGAGAGAGAGAGCGUCUCCACACACACACACACACACACACAGGAUCUGUCCUCAUCUCAGAGAUACACAUGUGGUCUGGUGUGAGUUUCUUCUCCCGAUCUGAGCAGUUGUGAGGACGCACUCCUCCGAGGACAGUCUCUAACUCUCUCUUCUGCAUGAAUCUCUUCGACUCCUUCCUGAAAAUGAGCGCCGAGCAGGACAAGGGUCUCUCCGACGCGCCCAGCCCGAGCCUGUCCGAGGACUCCGCCGGGUCUCCGUGUCCGUCCGGAUCGGGCUCGGACACCGAGAACAGCCGCCCGGAGGAGCACCUGAGAGCGUUUAAGAAGCACGAGGAGGAGCGGUUCCCGGUGUGCAUCAGGGACGCGGUGUCUCAGGUGCUGAAGGGUUAUGACUGGUCUUUAGUGCCCAUGCCUGUGCGGGUGAACGGCGCGCACAAGAGCAAGCCGCACGUCAAGAGACCCAUGAACGCGUUUAUGGUGUGGGCUCAAGCCGCGCGCAGGAAACUGGCGGAUCAGUAUCCACACCUGCACAACGCCGAGCUCAGCAAGACCCUCGGGAAACUCUGGAGGUUACUGAAUGAGGGCGAGAAGCGUCCGUUCGUGGAGGAGGCCGAGCGUCUGAGGGUCCAGCACAAGAAAGACCACCCCGACUACAAGUACCAGCCCAGACGGAGAAAAUCAGUGAAGAACGGCCAGAGCGAGAGCGAGGACGGCGAGCAGACACACAUCUUCAGAGCCCUGCAGCAGGCCGACUCUCCGGCGUCCAGCACCGGUGAAGUGCACUCUCCAGGAGGACUCUCAGGUCAGUCCCAGGGUCCCCCCACACCUCCCACAACCCCCAAAACAGAGCUGCCAUCCAGCAAAGCAGAUCUGAAGCGUGAAGGCCGUCCGCUGCAGGAGGGCAUCGACUUCGGGACCGUGGACAUCGGCGAGCUGAGCAGUGACGUCAUCUCCAACAUGGAGGCGUUCGACGUCAAUGAGUUUGACCAGUACCUGCCUCCUCACGGACACCCGGGGGUCAGCAGCGGCGCACAGGUGUACUCCGCCGGAGGGGUCUGGAUGUCCAAACAGCAGCAGUCAUCGAUGGCCGGCGGCGAGCAGCGGACGCAGAUCAAGACGGAGCAGCUGAGUCCCAGCCACGUGUCCUACGGCUCCUUCCACCUGCAGCACUACAGCACCUCCUACCCCUCCAUCAGCCGAGCGGGGUACGACUUCACCCAGCACCAGAGUCCCACCAGCUCCUGCUACAGCCAGUACCCUUUCAGCUACGUGAGCCCCGGCCAGAGGCCCAUGUACACCCCUAUCCCCGACACCACCGGCGUCCCGUCCAGUCCACAGCACUGGGAGCAGCAGCCCGUCUACACCCAGCUGUCCAGGCACUGACGUUCUGGGACACUCGCUGCCCAUUUCGGAAAACGCUGGAAAACUGAAACCAACGGAAUGGCUCCCGACUGUGCCUUUUGAAAUUGUGAUUAUAUUUUUGUAGAUAUAAUGAGACAAGAGAAAUCCUCUGUGAGGACAGAUUCCAGAUACUUAUUUUAGUAUGUACUGUGUAUGUGUUUAUACGCAGCUCUCUGUGCCUCCCGGGCUUCACCCUGGUGACAUUUUUGUAAAGACUCGUUUGCCUGAUAUUUCUGCUUUGUAUAUGUUUGUGGGGGAUUCUUAAAACCUGGUCAAAGCGUGUUGAUUUGUCAUCACAAGCAGGUGCUUCUAGAGUCCGUGCCUAAGAGCUCUUGUGUCUGAAAACUGCCUCGAGUCCAUCUGUGCCUACAGAGAUCACGCUCCCGGAGGAGGAACAGGAAGUGCCCUUUGAACUGAGGCUCUCAGCAGCUCGCCAUUGGUCAGAGAUCACGCUCCCGGAGGAGGAACAGGAAGUGCCCUUUGACCUGAGGCUCUCAGCAGCUCGCCAUUGGUCAGAGAUCACGCUCCCGGAGGAGGAACAGGAAGUGCCCUUUGACCUGAGGCUCUCAGCAGCUCGCCAUUGGUCAGAUUGUCAUUCCUCCAGUCUUAACCUCUUUAAUUUAUUCAUUAGUGUUCAUUUGACUUAAUACUAUUUGCAUUCUUUCUUUUAAUUGGGCUUCGUACAACUAAUUUGUGACUAAAUGUUUCUGGAGAUGAUUGCGAAUUAGUUGUAGUUCAAACUUUAACCAUCUCAUUUAUUUAUCAUUUCUUCAUGUUUCCAUUUAAAAUAUUCCUCUGAUAAUCUUGAUGACUUCUAGUUGUGAAACCUGAUCAAACCUUUUAUAGAAACAACUGGAACUUGUGGUUUUUGUUUGUUUUUUGGCGUCUCAAACAUGUCAACUUCUGCAGGCUGUUGGCUACAUCUCUACGAAAAACACUUUCCCUUGGGUUUUUUAAAGAAAAACUGUAAAACAUGCCACCGUUUAAAAGAAGCUUAUCUUUUGUAUCAUAUUGUUUGCAAUAAAAGAAAGAUAUUUAAAAUA